Messenger RNA from Python bivittatus (Burmese python), 4892 nucleotides. RefSeq names its product NACHT, LRR and PYD domains-containing protein 12-like. Gene Ontology annotation, cellular component: cytoplasm. Gene Ontology annotation, molecular function: protein binding. The record is from RefSeq and is a predicted model, not a curated record. NCBI's taxonomy places the organism in Eukaryota, Metazoa, Chordata, Lepidosauria, Squamata, Pythonidae.
CCUUCUCGGGGAACUUGGACCGAGAAACUGCUUUGCACGCUUGCACCGUUCAGUCCUCCUUGUUUCUAUUCUCCAAGGACGGGCCAGCAAUGGGAGAGCGUGCCCGAUUGAACCAUGCAAGUUACUUUUGCACUAGGUUGGGGGCAUCAAAAAAGCCAAUGGAGGGGCUCAGCUGGGAGAUCUGGUUUGAAAGCAGCUUGUUCCCACGGAGCACAAAUCCACACCGACAAUUUGAAUCCAGUCGCGCCUGGAUCACGUAUUUUUCGUAAUGUGCUAAAAGCGUGCAUGGACAUGCGUGAGAAAUGCUGAAGAUCUUUUUCCACGCUGUAUAAAUGUACGGAAUGCUGUAUUGAAUGCUGUUGGUGGAGGGUUUUACUCAGUGAUUUCAGCUGAUCAUUCCCAAAAUGAUUUCUAGCAGCAGAACUACUAAUUUAGAUGGUGCAGUCCAAGCCUUUGGUGAACAGCUGGACGCCUUUGCCUCAGGCCAGCUCAUGACCCUAACUCAGUACUUUUCCCAAGACUUGAUCUACGUCAUUGAAAACGAUAUCACCUUGGUGCUCCAGGAGCUGAUCACAGGGAGGGUCAUCACAUCACAAGAAGCUCAGAUGUAUGCCCAGCUGGAGAAGUCUACAGAUUCAACCAAGGGUGCCAAAAAGAUGGUUGAGGACUUGUUUAGAAAGACCAAAGAGGUAGCAGUUGGAUUCUGGAAGUGUCUCUAUAGCCUAAGGAGCAAAUGGUCCCAUCCCAACCUCAACAGGAUGGUGGAAGAACUCUCAUGCCAUGGUCAAGAACUUUUAGAGGAGGUUCUUCUGAACAGGGAUGGACACCUUCUUGAUCAAGAACUAAAAGGUUCUCAGGAAAAACUCAAAGAGAGCCUCCAUGCCCAGACAGAAACCCUGAGCAGAAGUACCAGAGGAGCUCAGUUUGAGGGACGACGUUUCCCCAUCCAAAACUACUACGUGGAGCUAAAGGUGGUCUCAGAUGCCCACUUCAGGAGAAAGAAAAUGUGUGAACAUGAAGCCUUAGCGGCUGUUGGAGAAGUGAAUGAAUAUCGCCUACGCCACAAAGUCCAGGCCGACCUGGAACGGAUCACCCCCGACCGGCUUUUCCGUUGGUGCAGUCGGUCACACCGUACGCCCCACUCCGUGAUGGUGAGCGGAGUAGCUGGAGUGGGGAAGACCACCUUUGUUCAAAAAUUUGUGUAUGACUGGGCCACAGGGAAACACUACCAAAAAUUCACCUUUGUUUUCUUCUUCAAAUUCCGAGACCUCAAUUCUCUGAAGCAGACCAGCCUGGAAGCCCUACUCCAAACGGAGUAUCCCCAAUUACACAGCCACCUUGGGGCAAUUCUUCAGGACCCCGAGAAACUCCUCUUCAUUUUUGAUGGUCUGGAUGAGAGCAAGAGCGUUUUAGAUCUCUGCAAUGACCAAUCUCCAGAAUUCUGCGUCCUUCCAGGAGAUGUGAAACCAGUCAAUGUCAUUGUGGCAAGCUUGCUCAAGGAAACACUUCUGAAGGGAUGUUCAAUCCUCCUGACCAGCCGUCCGACCAAACUCGCCCAUUUAGAGAUGGCGGUCUUCCACAGGGUAGCCAGCAUUGUGGGCUUCCUUGCUCAAGACCGAGAACAAUAUUUCCACAACUUCUUUGGGGAUGUGAAGAUCGCCCAAAAGGCCUUGACCCACGUGAGGGAUAGCCAAGUUCUUUACACCCUUUGCUACAACCCUUCCUACUGCUGGAUUACUUGCACGGCCCUUCAAGCUUAUUUUACCUCCAAUUCCGGUCAACGCCAUCCUCUCCCUCAAACCGUAACUCAACUCUUUGUAAGUUACAUGAAGCACAUGAUGGACCAUCAUAGUGGAGACUUCACUGGAGGUCCUUCCGUUGAGGAGUUGCUGGUUCAGCUUGGCUUUUUGGCUGAUCAUUGUUUGAGAACUGGCAUGCUUGUCUUCGAUGAACAUGACCUGGAGGCCUUCCAAGUGGCGCCAAGAACGUGGCCUUCGCUCUUCACAGCCUUUGUGGUGGAAGACGUCCAAGCUGGCAUCUCUUCUCUCCAGGUCACCUAUUCCUUUCUUCACCUCACCAUUCAAGAGUUUUUUGCUGCCCUCUUUCAUUACUUGGAUUUCAAAGACAGUCAUUUUUCAAACACCAUCGGGUUAGCCCAAAGCAACCGAACUGGCGAUUAUGACAUUUUCUUUCGCUUCUUGUCCGGACUGUCCCAUCAGAACACCAGGGCACCCUUGGAAGAAAUUCUGGGGAAAUUCUCAGCCGUGGCUAGUGAAAGAGUCAUCGGUUGGCUCAAAAAGAAGAAUUGGAAAGCGCUCUUGAGGGAUACGACUCAGAGCGGGAAGAGAAAAGCCAUGAAUUUUUUCAAUAUCCUUUUCGAGGCACAGAAUGGCCAACUUGUGCAGCAACUCAUGGGCGAUUCGGCUCGCGUGGACUUCUCUGAUCUCUACCUCAUGUCCGUUGAUUGCACCAUCCUCGCCUAUGUCCUAAGCCACUGUCAAACCGUGGAGCUUCUGAACCUCAAUUCCUGCUACAUCCAGAACGAGGGAUUGGAGAAGUUGUCCCCACACUUGCACGUCAUACAAGACUUGAGCCUUCAAGAUAAUUACCUGAAAGACUCAGCGGUGAAACAUCUCGUUUCUGCAUUAAAGCAUCCUCAAUGUCAGCUCAAGAGCCUUAGCUUGGCAUGGAACAGGCUCACGAGAAACUGCUGUGAAGUUCUCUGUUCAGCCCUCUCAGAAAAUAAGAGCGUCUUAAAUCUUGAUCUGAGCAAAACCAAGUUAAGAGAUGACGGUUUGUCAGUGUUACUAAAGGUGUUCCAAAAUCCAGACUGCAAGAUUCAGAAAUUAAUGAUCCAGGAAAAUGGCUUAUCAGAGGCUUCUUGCAAGCUGUUGCGUUCUGCUCUCGCUGGAAACACCAGCCUGGUCAGCCUAAAUCUGAGUAGCAAUCCACUCACGGAUAGAUGUGUUCCCGAGCUUCGUCAGCUCAUCCAAGAGCGUCAUUCUCUUCAAGAGAUCAGGUUGAACUUGACUGAUAUCAGCCCGCAGAUGGAGGAACAGCUGAAAAACAUGGCAAGCCAGCGAGAUUUAAGGUCCUGAAGUCCUCUCCAGUCCCUGUUUUCAGCUCCUUACUGUAUUUCUUCUUUUGAAGGAACAUCUUGAACUUGUCCUACCUGCCUUUGAAGAAGGGCAUCUGCAGGAGGGGGUCCAAAAGUUCAAGAAGGGGGUGCAACUGUGUGUGGAAGCUCUGCUCCAUCUUAUGCAUUGCACGUCACACUCAGAUAAAAAUGGGUCAGGGGUUUGAUCCCACCUGCCAUCUUGACUUUUGGGGACCCAUCCAGAUGCUAAAGCUGGUACAAUUGCCUGGCUACCUGGAUAGUUAUGGGUGCCUCUAAAUUUUGCCCAUAUAACACCUCUCUUUAGGGGGACCACGUUGGCCACCAAUCACCUUCUGAGUAAAAUUUGAAGUACUGGUUAUCACCUUGAAAGACUGACGUGGUUUAGGCCCUGGAUAUCUUCAUGUCCCCCUGCUCCAAAAUCACUCUGUCCAUCCAGUGAGAUCAGAAAGAAGAAGCUGUGGAGGAUCUCACUGUCAAGGGGACUCCAUAAUAGGACCUUCUCUGUGGUGGCCCCGCUUUUAUGGAAUAGCUCACCUUCACACCUCUGGACCCGUUCCUCCUUGUUGGGUUUUCUCAGGGUGAUUAAAACAUGGCUAUUUGAUAAGGUAUUGGGAGGGGGGGUUAGUUGGGGCCUGCCCCUAUGAAUGUCACUUUCAUGGUAGGAUAUUUUUGCCUCUUAUAUCUAAAUGGUUUUUGGUUUGUUUUUAAUGCCUUGCCUUUUUUCCUCAACCGCUUCCAAGAGACUCUAGAAUGGGGCAGUGUAGAAAUCUUGGUAAGAAAUGAUAAACCGUAAUCAAUAAUAGAAAUAGGAACACCAUUCUGAAUGCAAGUUGGUUUGCUGAUCAGAGAAUCGGCGCCAAUUCCCACGGUGAGACAGAAUUUCACUUUCCUUCCAGCCUUUCAGUUUUGGUCUUGUAUACGUGAGAUGCAGGGAGCACCUGUUUUCCUGGCUAGUUGCAUUCACACAAUAUGUUGACCCAGGUCAACGAAAGAAGAAAUCGUAGCUGAAUUUGCACAAUACGGCCCUGGGUUAGUUCUUUGGGGACUUAGCUUUCUGUACCGUAGAGGAGUGCAAAGAUAAUUUGAAGAAGAAAUGCAAGAGCGGUUUUUUAAAUAUCAGCCUAGCCCUGAAAAACAGAAGAGGGUGAGGAAGAAACUCAAGAUUGCCCCACUUUGAUUCUCUUUGGCAUAAGGCGAGGAAGAGAGAAACUUGAUCAGCUUCUCAAAAUUGUUAUUUUACUCUGUAACAAUGAAAUGGAGUUGUUGUUCUUGCUACUGUUAUUAUUUUGUUGAAAUUUGUUAUAGCCACCCACUGCAGUAGACAAAGCCCAAAGCAAUAAAAACAGUUAAAAACCUUGAGCAACACAGACACCCCAGGCUAAAACAACCAUCACAAUAGCAAAACCGCACCAGGAAUUCCAGUUAUUAUACCCUCCAUCAAUAAAGUACAGUUCCAGAACUCUUUCUAGAGUCUUUAUAAUCUCCAGGAUCAUGUUCAAUCCUUGGUCCCGCUCCUCUCCCAAUCCUCACCCUCUUCUCAGCCCGAUUUGUAUACAGGUAGUCCUCACUUAACAACCACAAUUGGGACCGGAAUUUAGGUUGCUAAGCGGUGCGGUCGUAAAGUGAUUCAUCAUGUGACCGGACCCGAUUUUACAACUUAUUUUGCCGCAGCUGUUAAACGAAUCAUGUGGUCUUUAAUGAACCAUACGGUUGUAAAGCGAAUCACAUGGUUCCCCAUUGACUUUGCUUGGUGGAAGCCGGCAGGGAAGGUCAC